AUGUCACUGGCACAUGUUUCCCUCCCUGUCUCCUCUCUCGAAACAUCAAAGUCAUUCUACCUCGAAACUCUCAAAUCUCUGGGAUAUGGUAUCUGGAGGGAACUUGAUCAGUGUAUCGGUUUUGGGGUCAAGAAUAAAGGGCCGGACUUCUGGAUCCACGGUUGCUCAAAAACCUCGAAAGUGGUGGAGGAUGUGAAAGAGGCUGGGGAUAGCAAGGGCGAUAGGGAAAAAAUCCAUAUUGCGUUUAACGGAAACGACCCAGAUGAUGUGAGAGCGUUUUACGAGGCUGCUUUAAAAGCAGGUGGUACUUGCAAUAGCCCGCCAGCCGAUAGAUCAGAAAUUGUCAAGGGCUAUUACGCGGCGUUUGUGUUGGACCCGGAUGGGAACAAGAUCGAGUGCAUGUCUUACCAGCCGUGA
Venustampulla echinocandica is the source of this 417-nucleotide messenger RNA. RefSeq lists its product as uncharacterized. NCBI's taxonomy places the organism in Eukaryota, Fungi, Ascomycota, Leotiomycetes, Helotiales, Pleuroascaceae. The record is from RefSeq and is a predicted model, not a curated record. The transcript is spliced from 2 exons. The coding region runs from base 1 to 417 and encodes 138 amino acids.